CACAUCAAAAAGCACGUAAAAUGAAUGAAUCAAAUAGGAAUGAAUCGAUCAGAAUAGAGAAUUUAACAGCACCAUGGCAUGAAGCUAAUUUUAAUCCAUUUUUGUGCGUUCUUGAAUAUCGCUAUUUUAUUUAAUUUUUUUGUUUGUUUGUUUUUAAACAUUAUUUUAAACAUAAAACAGGAUUAAAUGAUUCACGUCUUCGUAUUUAUCAUGAAACCAGCAGCGCUGCCGUUGCUUUUUGGUGCUUGAACUCCAUUUCCCAGAGGUCUUUGAGGCCCAGUUUCUGACAACAAAACCGCCUGGUCGUCAAAUCCAAGUGCUCAGACUGCGUUUGACUCGGGAUAAGGUAAAACAGGUUAUUAUAGUCUACAUAUACAUAACUACUAUUACGUAAUUGAUAUUAAUAUUAUAAUAAUCGCCGUUUUGUUAUAAAUGUUUCCGUUUCCGGUGGGUUUUUAUUUUGAGGACGAACGCUUUAAUGUCUCGUGCACAGUGAGAGUGCAGCGUUGGAACGUUAGUGAGCACGAACACCAAUGCUAACGCUAAUGCUAAGUGGAUAAACUAACGACGAAAUGUUUUGACAUGUUUAAAAGGUCGCGAGUUUGUUUUUAAAGGAUUUAUUUAUGUAUUUAUUUUUACGAAAUUAGCAUUUUUCGGAAUGCAUAAUUUGUCAGAGCGUGUGUUUGUCAGGAGAGCGCAUAAACGUUAUUUAUUUUAUACUGUGUGUUUAGCUAGUCUGCAAUAAAAUAAACACGUAUUUAUUUACGUAUUUAUUCAACCUGGGUGGUAAAAUGCUCAUAAAUUUCAAUAUUUAACAAAUUCCGAGCUCUAAAUUGAUCCAUAACACUGAACUAACCUAAUACUUGUGUUAACUAAAAUUGUUAAUUUUAUUAAGAUAAUUUUUUAAAUAAAUUAAAUACAGAUUUCUUAUCAUUCUCUGCAUUAAUAACACAUUUCAGGUGACACUCUUUUUGGUGAUCCUUUUCCUGUUUAUUCAUCUAUAUUCAUUUAUUGUCGAUUUCUCGAUUCUGAUUGGUCAGAAGGUCACGAUUGAUUGAUUAAUUCAAUUAUUCAUUCAUUUCUGCUGAUAAGUUAUGGUUUCUAUAGUAACGGCUAAUUCAGAGGGACUUGAGAUAAGCGUGUGUAAUUGUUGAUCUGGUUGAUAAGCUUUCUGUAAGGACGAAUGUGUUUGUUUUUGCGUUUAUGGAAGGAGGAGUCUGAAGCGUCAGAGGUAAAGCUGUGACUUUUUUUAUUCUUCCAACGUUUUCAGGAGAAAGGAGUUUACACUUCUUUGCUUCGUGUUUCUCGGGAACAUGAGGAUAGCUGCUGUAACUUGUCGGUCUGUUCUCCUGUUAUCAUCAGCAUGAUGAUGAUGGAAAGCGAGGGAUGAGGACGAGUGCAGCGGCGAGCGAGAGAGGGAGAGAGAGAGAGAGAGAGAAAGAGGGAGCGCUCUGUGAGUGAGGCUUGGCAAGGAAAAACAAAAGGCCUUUGAUGGGUCUCGCUGUGAAAAUCGGCGCUGGCCCUCACACACGCCGCUGAGUGAAUGUUGAUGAGGUGUGCGAGUGUGGAUGAGAGAGUGUGUGCGUUUGUGUGUGUGUGUGUGAGAGACCAUGGCACCGGGCGACACGGCGGCUUUGAAUGUAAAGCAGCACAAGCUCAGGACGAAGUGCGCGUCGCGGUCGCCCGAGGCAGAGUGCGCGGCUGACGGCUCGUUCAUUUUCGAGGCUCACGAAGCCUGGAAGGACUUUCACAACUCGCUGCGACAAUUCUAUGAGAACGGAGAACUCUGUGACGUCACGCUGAAGGUGGGCACCAAGCUGAUCCCGUGCCACAAGCUGGUGCUGGCCUGCGUGGUGCCGUACUUCCGGGCCAUGUUCCUCUCGGACAUGGCUGAGGCCAAGCAGGAGCUGAUCGAGAUCCGCGACUUCGACGGUGACGCCAUCCAGGACCUGGUGCGCUUCGCCUACUCGUCACGCCUAACUCUGACAGUGGAGAACGUCCAGCCGCUGCUCUACGCCGCUUGCAUCCUGCAGGUGGAGCUGGUUGCUCGGGCCUGCUGCGAAUACAUGAAGGCCCAUUUCCACCCGUCCAACUGCCUCGCUGUGCGCACCUUCGCCGAGAGCCACCACCGCGUGGACCUGAUGGACAUGGCCGACCGCUACGCCUGCGAGCACUUCGGCCAGGUGCUGGAGAGUGACGACUUCACGCGUGUCUCACCGCAGCACCUCAAGACCCUGCUCAGCUCCAGCGACCUCAACAUCCACUCCGAGACGCAGGUGUACGAAGCCGCCGUCAAGUGGCUCAAAGCCAAUCCGCAGCACCAUGAGCUCUGGCUCCAUCAGAUCAUGUCUCGGAGAACGACAUACGAAAGAAAAGGAAACGUGAAAGAUUGUGUCCGCAUAUUGCAGGUGCGUCUUCCUCUGCUCCCCGUGGGCUUCCUCACAGGCACCGUGGCUAAAGAGGAGAUGAUCAAGGCUGACCUGAGCUGCCGAGACCUGCUGGACGAGGCCAGGAACUACCACCUGCACCUCAGCAACAAGAGCGUACCUGAUUUCGAGUACUCGAUCCGCACCACGCCACGCAAACACACAGCCGGUGUGCUGUUCUGCGUGGGGGGACGUGGUGGUUCUGGAGAUCCGUUCCGCAGCAUCGAGUGCUACUCUAUCAGCAAGAACAGCUGGUUCUUCGGGCCUGAGAUGAACAGCAGGCGCAGACACGUGGGAGUCAUCUCUGUAGAAGGAAAGGUGUACGCAGUGGGCGGCCAUGACGGCAGCGAGCACCUGGGAAACAUGGAGAUGUUCGACCCGUUCACCAACAAGUGGAUGAUGAAGGCCUCCAUGAACACGAAAAGGAGGGGCAUUGCACUGGCCACACUCGGAGGUCCGAUCUACGCUAUAGGAGGCCUGGACGAUAACUCGUGCUUUAGCGACGUGGAGCGUUAUGAUAUCGAGGCAGACCGCUGGAGCGCCGUUUCCCCCAUGAACACCCCUAGAGGAGGAGUGGGCUCCGUCGCUUUAGGGAGCUACGUGUACGCUGUGGGAGGGAACGACGGCGUAGCCUCGCUGUCGAGCGUUGAGCGCUUCGACCCGCACCUCAACAAAUGGACCGACGUGCGAGAGAUGGGGCAGAGGCGUGCGGGAAACGGAGUGAGCGAACUGAACGGCUGCCUCUACGUUGUAGGUGGGUUUGACGAUAACUCUCCGCUGAGUUCAGUGGAGCGCUUCGAUCCCAGGAUGAACCACUGGGAGUAUGUCUCUGAGCUCACCACGCCCAGGGGUGGAGUCGGUGUCGCUACGGUGAUGGGCCGGGUCUUUGCUGUGGGGGGACACAACGGAAACAUCUACCUGAACACGGUGGAGGCUUUUGAGCCGCGCACGAACAGGUGGGAGUUGGUGGGCUCGGUGUCCCACUGCAGGGCCGGAGCAGGCGUGGCUGUCUGCGCCACACACAUCAGUCAGAUUCGAGACGUGGGUCAGGGUUCGAGCAAUGUGGCGGACUGCAUGUAGUGACACUGUUGGAGUAUGGAGAGACAACACGGUGUACACACACACACACACACACAUACAGAGCACCACACAUACUCCAUACAAAAUUCUCAACAUCUAUAGACAUAUGACACACUCCAAAUACAACACAGCUCUCGUAAAUACAACACACGCACACACACUACACACAGCUCCACAACAUUGUAUCAACACUUAUACACAAGCUACACAGUUAAAUUACAGCACCACCAUACUCCUGAUCUCUCGCUGUAUCUCUGUAUGAAAUCUUCCUCGUAUCAGUUUUACCACCUCGCUAUAAAGACUAUGAAGCUUCAGUAAUAUUAAGAUGUAUAAAAAAACGUGUGCUACACAAUCUAUAUUUACGUUUUAUUUCAUAUAAGAUUCUCAGAUUUGUGUUGAACUGCUAUAAUGACAAAUGGCUGCCUUUGGUUGAAAUUGAACUAACGGGCGUAAUCCAAAUAGUAAGUUUCUCAUCUUUAGUUAACCAGUGGUCAUCAUCUUGGAACACGCUGCUUCAUCUUAAGUACCUGUUAAACAAAUCAAUGCCAAGUAAACACAAACACGAACGAGCUAGCUAGCUGACGAUGUUGACACCGGGCGGCCAUCUUGCUCACGUCUCGAGAAGGACGUACACUGGGCCGUUUUAAUACACUGCUUUUGAUUUUGUACAAGGAAUUUCGGUCCAUAUCUGUGCACUUCUAAUCUUUCAUAGAUUAGAAACAAGGCUUGAGUAUAUUUUUUCUGGAAGAUGUACAGACAUGAAGACAUUAGUGCUUUUUCAGAAUGUUCAUAGUGCCGAUUCUGCUUUUCGUCUGCUUUUAACUGCAUGCAAAAAUAUUUAUUUAUUUUUAAAAUUUUGAAAUAAAGGUUUCUCAUAUCUUCGUAUCAUAGUUUGGUUGUUUUUUUGUUUUGUUUUUUUGUUGUUUGAUAGUUUUUUAAAUGCUCUUAUCGAUAAAGUUUUAAGCCUGUGCUUUUUGGAAUGAAUUUAUAUGUAUUUAUAUGUGUGCCAAUAAUAAUAUAUCUUUCUUUUCAGUAUAUUAUAUAUUGAAUCAUGUAGUUGCAUUGAACUGAUCUUCUUGUGUUUGACAACUGGUGUAUUUUAAAAAAUUCUAUAGCAUAUUUAUCCUUUUUGUUAUCAGGCAUCAUAUCUGCAAUCGAGUUUGACCUGCAUAUUUUAUAUUUAUUUUCAUGUAUUUAAAGCACAGAGAAUCAUAUCCAUGUGAGGUUGUUUACAAACUGCCAUAAAGCGUGACUAGCGCUCGACUUGUGCAAUUCUGGUUUUCAGUAGAAGAACCUUUUGUAUCUGAUUUGAAGAAAAAAAAUGACUGAUACUGACUGUAUAAAAUGGGUCUGAACUUCCCAAACCAGUUCCUGAGGCUCCAUCUGCCUUUUUCUGUCCUGUUCCAAUUUGGUAAAAGCAGUAAUUUGACAAAUUUUUUUUUGCAGUUUUUACACUCAAAUCUAGGAUUUUAUUUAUUUAUUGCAUUUAUUCACAUGGUUAUAAUUUCAGGAGUUAGGAUAGAAAACAUUGGGACUGGGAUGGGAACCGUGACUCUGAAUUGCUAAUUGUGUGAAAGAUUCUCUAGCAGACAUGCACCUAUUUUAAUACGAGAGCUACUGUAGUGAAUCGUCACUUCCUGUACAGUGGUACUUCCUGUUUCCAGUAAGGUACUGUACUCGUACUGUAUUUUGCUCAAAUUCUUGCUCUCGUCUGUCGGUUUGUAUAAUUCAAAUAAAGCUAUAAGAAAUAUUAUAAUGAAAUAAAAUGCCUGUGCAUCCAGUUUGUCAUGUUCUGUUGAAAGUAUAGGUAGUAGAAAUGGUGUGAAACAGAUUUAUUUUUAUUAUUAUUUACAUGAUAAUCUUUAAAAUAUGUAGCUAAGCUAUGUUCUAGCUAAUUUCAGGACUCCUUAUGCUCUAGCUUUUAAAUCUUUGCACAUUAUGAACGAACUGUUCCUCAUAUCAAAAAUCUGCUGAACAAGUUUUGUUCGGGUUCACCUCCCAGUGCUCUCUUCCAAAUUUUAUGGUUUUUGAACAAAAUUUGUAAGAAGUAUCAGAAAAAAUUUUCUCAAUCAAAUUCAAAAUGGCUGAUUUCCUGUUCGAGAAAUCACAAACUUGUUACAUCAAUAACGCUUGGCACCUCUAUGAAUUUGUCACUCGCAAAGUAGGAAGUUGGACAUUUUGUUUCUUCUACUACACAUUUUGAUCGUUCAUCACAAAAUUUGCUAAGGGCUAAGGGCUGAGAGACAAAAAGUGCCUGGCCCCCUUAAUUGCUACUUGCAGCUAUAUUCUUUCUUUAAAUAGGUUAUGCUGAUAGUGAAUUACACCAAAGCACACUAAUAUUGUACAUUUAAAAUCUAACAUUGUAAAGCACAUAGACUUUUUAUUAUUAUUAUUAUUAUAGCCUACAUUUAAAUUAACCUUUUUCCACACAUUUGACACAGAGGCUUAGAUCUGUGUCAGAUUUCUGUAACAAUAACAGACCAAAGGUACACUGUACAACAGUGUAAUUAACCACGUAUUAUUGCUUACACUGCUAAACCUUUAACGAUGUAGUUAUCCAGUAACUAAGUACAAAACCGUGCUAGCUGAGGAACGUAAAUAUUUCAUUAUAUGAGUGAGGAAGUGCAACCUUUUUUUAAAUACAUGCAAAUUUUAAAUAUAUUAUGAUCCAUAACAGGUUUAUUAACAAUAUUUCAUAAAAGGUUUAUUAACAGUCUUUCACAAUAACUGUAUAAUCUAGAUUUUUAUGUUACUAUAUUAACAUUAUUGCAAAAUCCAUAACAUUUAUUUGGCUAAAUAUGAUGCAAUAAAUGUUAUGACUGGAUGUUGUGCAGUCCUGUGCUUUUCUGUAACCGAAUCAUUUCUCUUUGAUUAGAAUUUUUAUGGAAAAAUAAUUAUAUCUUUUAUGUUUAUUAAAAAUCAUUUUUCUUUGUUGUUUUAAAUAAACAUUUCACUUUAAAUUUC
Messenger RNA from Ictalurus furcatus (blue catfish), 6470 nucleotides. It is a transcript of the gene klhl8, whose product is annotated as kelch-like family member 8. The coding region runs from base 1611 to 3506 and encodes 631 amino acids. Lineage: Eukaryota; Metazoa; Chordata; Actinopteri; Siluriformes; Ictaluridae. The transcript is spliced from 11 exons. Gene Ontology annotation, molecular function: protein binding. The record is from RefSeq and is a predicted model, not a curated record.